Molecule: messenger RNA, 747 nt
Organism: Balearica regulorum gibbericeps (East African grey crowned-crane)
Lineage: Eukaryota; Metazoa; Chordata; Aves; Gruiformes; Gruidae
Source: RefSeq, a predicted model, not a curated record
AUGGAAGCUGAUGGAGGACCUUGCAGGAGUCAUCUAAAAAGAUAUGCCUUUAACUUGAGCUCAAUGAGGUGUGAAGAGUUCAUCUAUGGUGGCUGUUAUGGAAAUGGCAACAACUUCAGAGAUUUGCAGUCUUGUGUGGACCACUGUCUGCCAGAGAAAACUGGUCCCUUGCUAUGCUAUAGCCCAAAGGAUGAAGGAUUGUGUUCUUCUUCUGUGCCUCGCUAUUACUAUGACACCAAGACUAAAUCAUGUAAGGAGUUCAAAUAUACCGGCUGUGGUGGAAAUGCCAAUAACUUCGUUACUGAAGCGGAUUGUUACAAUGUCUGCAGAAAAGCAGGGACUCAGAAACCAAGAAUCGACAAGCCAAUGAAUGUAUUCCGCAGAAAAAUGAUGAGAAAACUGAUUAAAAAACCUCAGACGUAUAACCCGAAGUCUUAAAGCUGAUGUGCACUUGGAUGUUUGAAACAUCUUUUGAUUCCACUUUCUUCUUUUGUAAGAUAGUUUUUACACAGUUUUAUACACCGACAUAGUUCUGUCUUUCAGAACUGCUUUUUAUUUCCAAUUUACUUUUUAUAAAGAACUGCAUUUAAUAGAAGAAGAAUGAACCUGAUUUUGGUUCUUCUGCUCUGUUGUCUUUGCAGUAAUACUUUGGCAAAGCCAGGUAUUUAGAUUUCCAUGUUUUUAUGGGGGAAUGUUACGACUGCCUUGGGAGAAUAUUUCAGCUGUUACAAAUAAAGAUUUGAAAAA